AUGCUGUCUAAACAGAAUGUUGCUAUAUUAAUCUUAAUUAACGGAAUACCAUAUGGUGGUAUUGGUAGUCCAAAUGGCGCUGGUACAACUGCCGGACUUAUUCCAGAAGCUAAUGGUGCAACUGCUGAACCGUAUGGUGUUGGUGCAAUGGCUGAACCUAGUCCAGAAGCUAAUGGUGUAAUUCCGGAGCCGUAUGCUGUUGGUGCAAUCGCCGGACUGAUUCCAGAAGCUAAUGUUGCGACUGCCGAACCUAUUCCAGGAGCAAACGGUGUUAUUGCCGGAGCUAUUCCAGAAGUUAAUGGUGUGACUGCCGGACCUAUUCUAGAAGCUAUUGCUGGUGAAUAA
Molecule: messenger RNA, 345 nt
Organism: Enterobius vermicularis (human pinworm)
Lineage: Eukaryota; Metazoa; Nematoda; Chromadorea; Rhabditida; Oxyuridae
Source: the annotation of a GenBank genome assembly